AUGUCUGCUUCUGUGCACCUCGACGACGACCAGAUUCAGAAGUUCAUCUCAGACGUGAUUACAGAGACAAUAGCGAGGGAACAGUCGCAAGAAGGUUGGACUGAUCGACAUGAGCGUCUGGAGUUCGAGAUUGUCUCCUCGAGAGUCAUCAGAGUCCUUGACAUUCUCAUCGAGCGCACUGAGAUGCUCCUCUGUCUUCCUGCCAUGAUGGAGCACAGUGUCAUCCUCGAGGAGCAUUUUUCUGCUGAGCAAAUCGACCACCUGAAGAUGGCAAUUUUGACUCCAAAUCAUGCCCACGUCUCUGAACUUGUCAAUACCAUCUCACGCUCGAGUGUGAUGGAGAAGAUUCCCCAGUUCAGAGACACCGUCUCAGUGGAGGGCAACAAUAUCCUGCAGAAUCUGCGGGAGUUGAGGAAAAUCGCUGACUGGCGGAUGAAAAUGACUUCGGCGCGUGAGAUAAUCAAGGAGCGAAUGCUGCACCAGAUGUACAAGGAUAAUGCCAAGUUCACGAUGAAAGUGGCCGACUUGAAGCGCAAAUAUGAGACGGAGCGCAAGAAAACCGACGCGGUUCUCGCCAUAAAGCUUCACACGAUUGACAAGUGUCGACGGGAGAUUGAGGAGAAGAAGCGCGAGAAUCAGGAAUAUAUCAAUCAUCAAAUAUUCCAAUCGGAGAGAAAUAUGAUGAACAUCAGUGAGAUGAGUAGAAAGAAUCAGCAGGAGCUGCGAAGCAAGGUGGAGCAAUCGAGGACAUUCUAUGAGGAUCUCCUGCAGAGAAAUCUCCGUGAAGAGGAGCGCCUGCGAGAGCGAAAGCAAGCGGUUCAGGAUCAAUUGCUGGCAUGGAUCGGCAAGUACGAUGCGGACAUUGGCGACAGGAGUAAGGAGCUUAUGCAGCUCGAGGAGGUGAUUUGCGGGGAGCGCGGACGGCUGGAUUUGCUGAAGAGGCGCUUCAUGGCGCAGGAGGUGGAGUACAUCCGGCUGAUGGCGCAAAAGGAGGCCGAAGAGAAGAGGAUUCAGGAGGAGAAGCUGCUGCUCUUCAUGAUGAAUCACGCCGCCGUGACGAUUCAGCGCUGGUGGCGGCGUGUGUUGGCGCGUAAAAAAUCGAAAAAGGGACGCAAAGGCAAGGGCAAGAAGAAGGGCAAGAAGUAGUGGUAUUUCAGGACUUUCAUCCCUGUUCACAAAACUAUUCAGCAAAAAAAAUUCCUGUAACUCACCGUGUGAAUUUGUCGCAGUGAUGUGGAUGUCUGGCAUUCUUCAAAAUCAAUCUCAGAGGUGGAUUCUGAGUGGGGAUGUUUUUUGGGGUGGAGAAUGAGAGUUAAUUAAAGCUGCAAAAAUCCCCCUCAGUGUCAAUCAACAUCACGGGAAAGUUUGGUCAUUUUGCCACGGGUGGUUUUCGACAGGAAUCAGCCAAAGGGAAGAUUUUAAUUGCCGGCUAAUCACUGUUUAGCACUUUUAAUCAUCCUCCCAACCGCACAAUCAUCGUGUCAGUCACAGAGCGCUCAAUAA
This is a messenger RNA of Phlebotomus argentipes, 1503 nucleotides long. RefSeq lists its product as uncharacterized. The record is from RefSeq and is a predicted model, not a curated record. Lineage: Eukaryota; Metazoa; Arthropoda; Insecta; Diptera; Psychodidae. Gene Ontology annotation, molecular function: protein binding. The coding region runs from base 1 to 1146 and encodes 381 amino acids. The transcript is spliced from 4 exons.